Laccaria bicolor S238N-H82 is the source of this 867-nucleotide messenger RNA. RefSeq lists its product as uncharacterized. The record is from RefSeq and is a predicted model, not a curated record. NCBI's taxonomy places the organism in Eukaryota, Fungi, Basidiomycota, Agaricomycetes, Agaricales, Hydnangiaceae. Bases 118 to 867 code for a protein of 249 amino acids. The transcript is spliced from 8 exons.
GGGGUGCACAUUCGAGGACUCAACCUCAAACCUCGACAUUCAACGUCCAUCAGUAAACGCUGACCACUUUUCCAGCUUGUUACCAGCUGGAGGAAAAAAUCUCAAGCAUCACGCACUAUGUCUUUCCUCCUUCAACGCCGCUCCAAAGCAGCCGCACCUACCCCUGACCCCCCUGUGAGACAGCAAGUUCCAGAUCGCGGGGUAAUCCAAGCUUCGGUUUUGGUCGUUCCUCCCGAUGGUUUGGUAUGCAAAACGGGGAUGGAGUAUGAGGAGUUCGAUGUUAAAAGCCUUUCCCAAAUGUAUUUGGGUCACGAAAAAAUAUCUGGGGUGGUUCAAGUGGCGCAGUGCAAUUCUGGAGCGAUCAUCAUUGCCGACAUAGUUUCCGUGCCAAUGAAAGAUGUUGAACAAGUUAGACCAGAGACCUGGUACCUGCCAUUGAGGCAUGCAUGGAAAUAUCCCGUCAUUUGUGGUGAUGCUCGGUUGCUUGCUCGCUCGAAGGUCGAGGUUGAUCAGCACCAUACUAAUAGCGCCAUGCAGCCUGACAAAGAUUACAAAGGUUUCGGUUUGAGACAGCUAUUGGAGGGCCACCGCGUUUUCCUGGUUGUCCAUUGGUUGAUAGGCCCUUACAAAUGUUUGACCCACAUUUCACAAAGAAAAAUUAAGAUUAUGGGUGUAUCAUUGAGGGGUGUGACUGGGACCAACUUGAUCUACAGAUUUACUGGGUAUUUACCUGUUCACCUCAUUGUACCUGAGUUUUUCAGGACCAAAGUCUACCCUGAUAUACCCUCUGCUGAGGAGAAGAAGCGGAAACCUCGAGACAGGCACAAGCCCUAUGCACCUCGCGGAGGGAAUGGAGCUGUCCUGUAA